This is a messenger RNA of Cyanidioschyzon merolae strain 10D, 1098 nucleotides long. Its product is annotated as probable CGI-27 protein. NCBI's taxonomy places the organism in Eukaryota, Rhodophyta, Bangiophyceae, Cyanidiales, Cyanidiaceae. Bases 1 to 1098 code for a protein of 365 amino acids. The transcript has a single exon. The record is from RefSeq and is a predicted model, not a curated record.
AUGCGGUAUUCGCGAAGAGAAGCACAACACGCAGGCUCGUGGUACCAGAGUGACACCGAAAGGCUUAGCCAGGCGCUGGAACAGUGGCUGAGACGUGUUCCAUCGCAGCUGACGCCUCUAAGGCCAGCCGAUGACGCGAUACUGUUUCGGAACCUGUGGGGUAAACGGGACCACUUUCUGGAUGACAGCAAUGUCGAAGCAUCGCUCUCCUCUGAGCAAAAUCCGCAACAAGUUCAGACCCAGACACAAGUUCAAGGCCGCGGAACCCUCGAGAUCCUGGUGGUGCCGCACGCUGGUUACGCUUACUCGGGUGAAACCGCUGCAUUCGCCUACGCUCAAGUGGAUCCAGCGCGCUUUGAUCGUGUGGUGAUUAUCGGGCCCUCACACCACGUGUACAUGCAGAAGUGCGGCUUAUCGGGAGCGGAGCGGUUGGCGACUCCCCUGGGCGACUUGCUGGUAGACACCGCACUGGUCCAAUCUUGGAGUCAGCUCUAUCCGGAGCUUUUCGAGAUACUGUCCAAGAGUACUGACGAGGACGAGCACUCAAUUGAAAUGCAGCUACCCUUCUUGGCGAAGGUGUUUCAGGGACGCUUACAACAGGUUCGCUUUGUGCCGAUCAUGUGUGGAGCGUUGUCGCCAUCCAAGGAGAAGGCAUGCGGGCGUUUCUGCGCAGAGCAGGUGUUGCAGCCCCGGACACUGCUCGUGGUAUCUACCGACUUUUGUCACUGGGGUCAACGUUUUGGUUAUACACCCGGCUGCAAGGACAAACUUGCUCAAGAACGCCAACGCCUUGGUGUAGGCCUCUCCGACUAUAUUCGUGCGCUCGACUCGAUGGGCAUGUACUUGAUUUCCCUGAAAGAUGCCGAGGGCUUCCGCGCUUACCUCCAGAAGACUGGCAAUACGAUCUGCGGCAGACAUCCUCUGGCGGUGAUGCUCUGGGCAGUGCAUUUCGCGGAACCUUCUGCCUGGCGACUUGUGUUCCUGCGAUAUGCGCAGUCCUCAGCUUGUGUGGAUGCGCACGAUAGCUCCGUGAGCUAUGUGGCUGGCGCUGGCUACAGGGUUUACGAAGAACCCAGAGAGACGAAAUCCCUGAGGUAG